CCCGCCCACCGCUCCGCCCCUCACACACCCAGCAGGCGGGAAGGCGUUAGCCUGGCAGCGCCUCACACUCAGCGACCGACCGACCGAGCAAGUGACCGAGCCAGCCAGAGCCGAGCACCCGGGGCACAGCCUCGCUCUCCCUCCCUCCCUCCCGCCGACUGACACCGCAGCUCCCGCCGGAGACCCGCCCUCGCACUCUCUCUCUCUCCAAGCCAGCAGGAAACAUGGCGGCUGCGCCAGGGGCCUCGUCUAACCCCGGGGGUGGACCGGAGAUGGUCCGCGGACAGGCGUUCGACGUGGGUCCGAGAUACACCAACCUCUCCUACAUCGGGGAGGGGGCCUACGGCAUGGUGUGUUCGGCUUACGACAAUGUCAACAAAGUACGAGUUGCCAUCAAGAAAAUCAGCCCAUUUGAGCAUCAAACAUACUGCCAGAGAACACUGAGGGAGAUCAAAAUCUUGUUGCGUUUUAAGCAUGAGAAUAUUAUUGGAAUCAAUGACAUUAUCCGGGCUCCAACUAUCGAGGCGAUGAAAGAUGUGUACAUUGUUCAGGACCUCAUGGAGACAGAUCUUUACAAGCUUCUUAAGACACAGCACCUUAGCAACGACCACAUCUGUUAUUUUCUCUACCAGAUCCUGAGAGGACUGAAGUACAUCCAUUCAGCCAAUGUUCUGCAUCGUGACUUGAAACCUUCAAACUUACUGCUUAACACUACCUGUGAUCUCAAGAUUUGUGAUUUUGGGCUAGCCCGUGUUGCUGACCCAGAUCAUGAUCACACUGGUUUUCUGACAGAGUAUGUUGCCACUCGCUGGUACAGAGCUCCUGAGAUCAUGUUGAAUUCCAAGGGUUACACCAAGUCAAUUGAUAUUUGGUCUGUUGGCUGCAUUCUGGCUGAGAUGCUUUCCAACCGACCCAUAUUCCCUGGGAAACAUUAUCUUGAUCAGCUCAAUCAUAUUCUUGGCAUUCUUGGAUCUCCCUCACAAGAGGACCUCAAUUGUAUAAUCAAUUUGAAAGCUAGAAACUAUUUGCUUUCUCUACCGCACAAAAAUAAGGUGCCAUGGAAUAGACUGUUUCCUAAUGCAGAUCCCAAAGCCUUGGAUUUGUUGGAUAAAAUGUUGACCUUCAAUCCCCACAAAAGAAUUGAAGUAGAAGCUGCUUUGGCUCACCCUUAUCUGGAGCAGUAUUAUGACCCAAGUGAUGAGCCUGUAGCUGAAGCACCAUUUAAAUUUGAAAUGGAGUUGGAUGAUUUGCCCAAGGAGACGCUGAAAGAGCUUAUUUUUGAAGAAACUGCUAGAUUCCAGCCAGGAUACUGACCAUAAUCUGAGCACAGGUAAAGGCUGUGAAGGACUUCGCACUCUCAGACAUCUGUGUUCUUGCCAGUUCUUCCUCGUUGGCCAUGUCCUGUGACCCAUCUCAGCUUGUCCAGUCUAACUCCUUUGAGCCAUUAAGGAGAGGCGGUUCCUGGUAGUUGUGGCUUUUUUAUGCUUCUGAUGAAUUCUUUUGGUCUGGAGAAUUGUUCUUGACACUCCUUUCGUAAAGCCCUGUUGCAGCGUUGUGCAGCAAGUACACACCUGAUGAGACCUUCAUUAACCGCUUGUACAUUUAUAAUAUACUUUUUUUUUUUAAGAUGCAGUUGUUUCUUUCUCUUUAUCUGGACAAAGUGUCCUGACUUUCAUGGGCUUUACAUAUUGUGUUUUAAACCACAUGUUUCUGAUGAGUGUGGUAACUGGCAUUGUAAUUUUUUUUUUUUUUAAACUUAUUAUUUGGGAGAGUAAUUUCUCUGGGCACUUUAAAUCAAUGAAAAAGCCCUAUUUACUUGCACAUAUCUUUUUAAACAGUUGCAGUGGGAUGCUUUUGAAAUUCUGAUGGAGAUCAUGAAAUUACGGUUACCGAUUUUCUCUAACACUUAGCAGAGCUUUUCAAGCCAUGUCUAACAACCUGUGUGGUUAAGGGACCCUGUAGGAUAAGUUAUAUUCCCCCUGUAGACAAGUCUGUAUGUACGUGUAUGCAAAAGUCAAACUAUCGAUGAAAAAUUUAGCAUUUACACAGAAAUAUCUUGGGGGCGUUCGUCUGUGCUAUACACCAACCUAUUUAGGUCUGAGUGUUCCAUGCAUGGAAACUGAAAUUUUAUAGGGCAGAGGAAUAUACAGCAGGUGAAACCAAAACGUUUUAACUAACUUUGGGCAUAAUAAUGAGACUGAAUAUUUUCACUUCUGGGCUACCAUGCAGCUUAUUUUUAGAACUAUAUCAUGUUCUUUUCAAUCAGUGGAACAUCCAUAUUAUACACAAACACAUGGAAAUAGAGCGACACUGUUGUGUAUUUCUCUGGACUGUAGGGAAAGUUUUAGAUUAUAUUUCACAUACUUCAUUUUUUAAGAAUCUAUUUCUUUGAAACCCACAGUGCUGUAAAGUUUUUUGUUUUUUUUUGUUUUUGUUUUUUGAGAUUUAAAUCCCAUUCCUCAUGUUAGAGCAAGCAUCCAAGCUAGCACUAAACACUUAUUUUACCCUGUAAACCUUUCUUUACAAAGUAUUUGUUCCUGGAGUUGUAUAAUGUGGAGCUUAUUAGAUGUCAUGUCUCUGUGGAGUGCCUCUCUACCUUUUCCUCAUUGCCCUCUUUGGUGGAAGAUAUGCCUUGUUUAAAAUUGCCGUGCCCUCGCAUGACUGUUAAGCUUUUCUGUGCAAUGAUAAUUGUCUUAAGUGCCACAUGCCUAUGAUUGAUGAUACAAGAAGAUUUGUUACCUCUAAAUUGUUCAUAUGAAAUGUUAUCCCAUAAUCUACGUGAGGAUGAAACAGCUCUAUUUUAAACCUUUCUUUUUUCCUUUCUCCCCGAACCCCAUGUCUGCUUUCCUUUUAUUGUGGCAGAACUAUGUCUAAACUGCCUAGGAACAUGAACAAAAAAUGCACUUGUAAUUGAUAAAAAUAAAUUGAAAAAUUCUCUUCAUUAACUUAAUAUAUUUUUAUUUUUUGACGCAGCAUAGAUAUGGACACUUAUGUGACUAAUUUCUUAAUAUAACGAGCGAAACAUAGGUAACCUUGUGAGUAGGUUUACCACAUGAUCAUGUACACUGAACAAGUUACCAUACUAACUACCUUUUAGUGUCCUUAAUAUUUGUAUUUACUAAAGAGCUGUCCACUGUGGCUUUUUGCAUACUUGCAUGUCAAAAGAUUUUCUUUCUGUAAUGUGCUGGUCUGCUUUAUUAUUGACUGGUUGAACACAACCCAACGCAUGAGAGCUGCUGUUCAGCUUGGGUAUCUGCAAACUAGGUAUGUAAAGCCAGCAUUCCUUUUCUUUUUAUUAAGACUUUAAUCUUUUGAGGAAAUACAAACUGUGCUAUAAUGCCAAGGGAUGUAUAAAUUCCACUUUUCAAUCCCAAUAUUAAGUAUACCCAGCCACUACAUAGUCCUGACCUCAUUCCCCAUAGUGUUUUUCUUUUCAGCUUAUAAUGUACUUCUGAAAAGUUCAGACUGCUCAAUCCAGAAAUCUAUAGAUAUCCCAUAAUUUCACACUACGCAUAAUUCCAGAGAAUGAACAAAAAAUGCAGGCUUGUUGCUUUUCUCCAAGCCUAAUGCUAUUUGUUUCAUUCAUUUUUUUCGCAACUUUAUAACAAAAACUAUUUAAAAUCCUUUCUAUAACUGUGCGUUUGGUAUUUGCCAUUUUUAUAAUUGUUAACAAUAGGAUCCAUUGCUGUCUCGUACUCCUUUUGGCUUGAUGGUUAUGCAUUACAACUGAUUUAAUGGAGAAGAACAGCAGAAUAUUAGGUACUUAGAGAAACUAACUUUAGGACCCUGGUGAUAACAUUGGGCCCAUGUGCAGUUCCAUAAACUUGGAUAAUUGGGGGUUGAGGGGUUUCUUUUUAAAUAUUCAAAUUAUUUCACCUGGCAUACCUUAAAUGGCAAAAUAAAACAAAAUGAACAUCUAUGCACUAACAUAUUCCAUUAUUUUCCUCUGAAUUCUCUUAAUCAUCUUGAUCACAUUGUCACAUGACUAUCAGGGAAAGCAGAAGCCAUAUUUAAACUCUGAAAGAAAUUUUCUUUCAUUCCUUGAACAAUGUCAUCUGAAAAUUCUUGAUUUGUAGUUCACGAGGUUAGGAUUUUACUGGUUUAAUUACAAACCCACUAUCAAGCAGAAGCAGGGUUUAUUACUCUAGUUUCUGUAUUGCAUGCUCAAUGGCCUGUGAUGGCAGCCAUCACUAUAGAACUGGACUUUUCUUAUCUGAGAGAAUUCUAAGUGUUUCAUUUUGACAGUAGGAUACAUGCGAUACAUAGACUUUCACUUUUCUGUUUAAAUUGGAGCAGGAAAAAUGCAUCUUUCAUUCCAAUCAAAGUAUUGCAGCAUUCAUGUAAUAAGUUUUCCAGGAGCAUUUAAACAGCAAAAAUUGCCUUUUUUUUUUUUUUUUUUAAUUAUUAUAAAUUACACUUACACGCACCUCAAAAGUUGUUUACCAUCUACUGUAUUUUGCUUCGUCAUUUCAGUUCUGCUCCAUUCCUGAAGUCUCAUUUUUAACCAGUUUAAUACUGUUUUGGUUGUAUGUUACAAAGAGGAAUAUUUGCCAUAGUUCGGAUCAGAAAUGGCGGAUGCAGAAACUAACGCUAAAAUUCUAAAGCUGCAAAUGUUUUUGGAAAUGCAACCAGUUGUCAAAUCUUUCCAGUCAUCGCCUUUUUGUGUUCAUAUAAAUGCACUCUUAACAGAUUACUUAAAGAGCUUUGUACUUGCUUUGUACUGUCGGUGCCUUUUUAGUCUUGUAUUCAAAAUGUGUGUAGCUAAUUAAGUAGGAUGUAAAGAUAAACUCUUCACGGUUCCAUGGGACUAUAAUUCAUUACCCUUAACUGAAGGGUUAAAGAUCCAGAUCCAUAUAGCCGUGAAUAAAUUAAACAAAAAAAGAUAUUAAAAUAUUUUAUAACAAAUUGUAUGUUCCUUUAAAGUGUAUUGUAACAGCUAAUCAUGUAUUUUAUUGUGAGGUAUGUAACCUGGUUAAUCAAGUUAAGAUAAAACUGUAAGAGAUUUAUCAUUUUUUUUUUUUUUUUAUGUUCUAUUGAUGUAUUUAACUUUUUCCUCAAUCGGUUGAAUGUUCUAUAUUUCUGGCUUAAACUUGUAAAAAAAGAAAACCCAACAUAAAUCUUGUAAGACAAAACAAAAUGCAGAUUAAAUCAUUAAAUUGUA
Molecule: messenger RNA, 5161 nt
Organism: Pelobates fuscus (common spadefoot toad)
Lineage: Eukaryota; Metazoa; Chordata; Amphibia; Anura; Pelobatidae
Gene: MAPK1
Product: mitogen-activated protein kinase 1
Exons: 9
Coding region: 225-1313 (362 amino acids)
Biological process (GO): intracellular signal transduction; protein phosphorylation
Cellular component (GO): nucleus; cytoplasm
Molecular function (GO): MAP kinase activity; ATP binding
Source: RefSeq, a predicted model, not a curated record